Molecule: messenger RNA, 1363 nt
Organism: Daucus carota subsp. sativus
Lineage: Eukaryota; Viridiplantae; Streptophyta; Magnoliopsida; Apiales; Apiaceae
Product: early nodulin-75
Exons: 7
Coding region: 127-1260 (377 amino acids)
Source: RefSeq, a predicted model, not a curated record
AGCUCUGGGCUUAUGAGAGGUUGUUGCCUGGUCGUCCUGUGAUUGCACGUGGAUUAGAGCGUGUAUGGCCGAGGGCACGCGCAUGGGCUGAGUCAGUAGAGGGCAGGAGGGUUAACCCUCACCAUCAUGUAUGCCAGUAUCUCAGGGAUUUUGAUAGUUUUGAUCCAGAGUGGGUGGCAGCCGUAUGCUCAUUUUUAUCAGCUAGAUGAUGUCGAUCAGGAGGAGGAUGCUGAUUUGUAUGUUGCUUGUCAUAUGGCUCUGGGUCGUAUCCCUAUGUUUGCUUUCGAGAUUGUUGAGUAUCAGAUGCCAGACAGGGUAUUGAGACAGUUUGGCAUUUUACAGCAUAUACUGGAGCGGCCUGUUGACAUGAGAUUUUUGUGGGCGGAGAGGAACUCCGCGUCACAGCGGGAUGAUCACAUUACUAGGCUGAGUGCAUAUAGAGAUGAGUGGGAUAGCUUCGUAUCUACGGGUAUGCCCAUUAUCACGGAGGGUGCUUAUGUACCUAUAUCGGAGUAUAUGCAUUGGUUUAGACUCCACAGCAAAUUGAGGAUUGUUUCGUGCCUAGCCCCUCCUCCUGAUAUCAUACAACCCCGUGAUUGGUUCCCGCAGCAGAGUAUGGUCGAUGAGUUAGAGAGUGCUAUGAGGAUGGCGCACGCCAUCCAUCUGCGGGGUGCCCCAGAGUGCCCCCAGAGUGGCUGUAUGAUUAUCAUAUACCCGACUUCUUGUCUCAUUAGGACCGGGUGUACACUGAGUGGAAGGGUAUGGCAUAUGAGAGACCGUCAUUUGUCAGGCAGCAGCCUCCCCUUUCUCAUACAGAGUUGCAUCCGCCUCCGCCUCCCCCACGUACUGAGUUGCCUCCCAUCCCACAGGCCCCAUCUCAUAUGGAGGUUGAUUCCAGUGCCCCUACUUCUUCCCUGCAGCCCACACUUCCGGCCUCUCACCAGAAGCAUCCACGUGAUGAUGACACCGAGGCUGACACGAGUGGUCCUCAGACUUCUAUCCAUGUGUCUCAUAAGCGUCCUCGUGUUGGUGCUGACAUUCAGGUCCCGGACCAGACUCGUCCCCCCGAGGAGACCCCGAUUGUUAUCUCCUCCCCGCCUACUACUCAGGUCCCGGACCAGACUCGUCCCCCCGAGGAGACCCCGAUUGUUAUCUCCUCCCCGCCUACUACUCAGGUCCCGGACCAGACUCGUCUUCUCGAGGAGACCCCGAUUUCUUUCGCUGAGGCUUUGCGGGACAAUUCUGAGAUGGAUACAUUAGAGGAUAGAAUGUUCGAUUCUCGAAGGCGGGGGAACAAGGAUAGAUCUGGUGAUAUGACGAGGCCCUUAAAAAAUCGAAAAAUUAGAUGGUUGUUCCGUGAAUG